Molecule: messenger RNA, 759 nt
Organism: Colletotrichum higginsianum IMI 349063
Lineage: Eukaryota; Fungi; Ascomycota; Sordariomycetes; Glomerellales; Glomerellaceae
Product: Caleosin domain containing protein
Exons: 5
Coding region: 1-759 (252 amino acids)
Molecular function (GO): monooxygenase activity; calcium ion binding
Source: RefSeq, a predicted model, not a curated record
AUGGCGACUCUUGAAGAUCACAACUACACAAAGAUGCAACUGCCAACCAACAAGCUGGGCGAGCCUGUCGUUACCUCCAUCCCGGAGGUUCCCGUCACGGUCCAGCGCAAGCCUUUCCUACAGCCAGAGUUGGACCAGAAACUCGCCCAUACCGGUACACCGAGAGCCAACAUUGCCGCUACCUAUGAAAAGCCCAAUGGCACGACGGAGCGCGGCUGGGCGCAAAGACAUCGCCACCAAACUGUUCUUCAGCAGCAUUGUGACUUCUUUGACGCCGACAACGACGGCGUGAUCUACCCCACGGACACAUUCUGGGGCUUCCGGAAGCUCGGCUUCGGCAUCAUCCUCUCCCUCCUCUCCGUCGUCAUCAUCCACAGCAACUUCUCGUACCCGACCCUGUCCGGCUACCUCCCCGACCCCCUGUUCCGCAUCUACCUCGCCAACAUCCACAAGGACAAGCACGGCAGCGACACGAACACGUACGACACCGAGGGCCGCUUCAACCCGCAGAAGUUCGAGGACAUGUUCGCCAAGUACGCCGGCGGCCGGGACUACAUGACCGUCUACGACGUCCUCGCGAUGCUCAAGGGCCAGAGGCUGGUUGCUGACCCGAUCGGCUGGGGCGGCGCUUUCUUCGAGUGGACGGCGACGUACCUCAUGCUCUGGCCCGCGGACGGCCGCAUGACCAAGGAGGACAUCCGCGGCAUCUAUGACGGCAGCAUCUUUUACACCAUUGCUGCGCGUAGGUCUCGGAAAUGA